Molecule: messenger RNA, 265 nt
Organism: Austrofundulus limnaeus
Lineage: Eukaryota; Metazoa; Chordata; Actinopteri; Cyprinodontiformes; Rivulidae
Product: high choriolytic enzyme 1
Biological process (GO): proteolysis
Molecular function (GO): metalloendopeptidase activity; zinc ion binding
Source: RefSeq, a predicted model, not a curated record
CGUCUGGUAACGUGAGUGCAGAGACCCAAGCAGAGCUCCACGAUGACUUCUUGGUUCAGGAAGGAGACUUGUUGUUGCCGGGUGAUAGGAAUGCAGUGAACGUGGUGUGGUCGGAUGCAACUGUCCCGUAUGUCAUCAGUCCAACUGUAGCUCAUCGAACACCAGAGAUCCUGGAAGCCUUCAGAAUGAUCAUGUCCUCUACGUGUGUUCGCUUCCAGCCGUACACAACUGAAUACAACUACCUCGAAAUCAAGGAUGGAAUAGG